AGGGUGCAAAGAAAAGGUUAAGACAGAAAGAAAUCACUCUGAAGAAGAAACUGUGCCUUUUAUGAUAAAAAUUCAAGAACCCCAUUUCAUUUAAGGGUCAAAGGUUAUGAUCUUUGGCUAUUUAUUGUAAUUUUAUUAGAAAAAAUUCAAGAAAAAUAUCAUCUUUUUACAGUUUUUGGAAGUUUUUUGCUGCUUAAGAAGAAGAAGAAGAAAAGCUUAUCUCUUUAGUUUUUUGACAUAAGCUGGUGGAGUAUUUAAGCAUAGAUCUUGAGUGUUUUUUUUGACAUAAUCUGGUGGAGUAUCUAAGCAUAGAUCUUGAGAGUCUUUUGACAUAAUCUGGUGGAGGAUCUAAGCAUAGAUCUGAGAUAUAGAAAGAUAUGGAUAAGUUACAGUGGGGAAACAGAAAAAGACUAAGGUGUUUCAAGGUUAAAGAUUCGAGUUCAAAUGGGAAAUCUGAUGGAGUUGUGAAGAAGAAAAUAACAUCUAGAGUUGUUGAUAAUAACAAGGAAUCUAGUCUUCUUCCUCCUAUGUCUUCUCCUCAUCGUCUUAACAGGGAUUUGGGUGUGAAUAGAUCUAACACAAACGAGCAUCGUAAGACAUCAGCUUCGUCCCCCGAAAAGGAGGACAGAUAUUAUACGACAAGAGGGUCGGUAGGCGUUGACGAUAGUAGCAAGUUAUUCAUUGAUUCAAGGGAGGAAAAGAAAAAGAUGGUUUGGCCAAAAUUGCUUGUUACAUUGUCCAGUAAAGAGAAAGAAGAAGAUUUUAUGGCCAUGAAAGGUUGCAAGCUUCCUCAAAGGCCCAAGAAAAGGGCUAAGUUGAUACAAAGAACCAUACUUUUGGUGCAACCAGGUACAUGGUUGCAAGAUUUGUGCCAAGAAAGGUAUGAAGUGAGAGAGAAGAAGACCUCUAAGAAGAAACCAAGAGGAUUGAAAGCUAUGGGAAGCAUGGAAAGUGAUUCAGAAUGAAAUCUGUUGAAGAUAAGAGUGAGAGACUAAACAAGGACAGAUAGCCAAGAUAGAUUUUUGGGACUUUUUCUGGGAUAGUUGCAUUUCAAGAUGAUGGGCAAAAGAUAGAAAGAUUUGUAUUUUCAUUUUUUGGGGGCAAGGAGAGAGAAGAGGAGGAAAGAAAAUGGUGUAUUUUGGCAUCUUAUUAUUAUUAUUAUAUUCUUAAUUUUAGCUCAUCUUGGAAAAAUGAAUGCUUCUUUUCUUUUUUUUUUUGGACUUAUUAUGAUGCAUGCACUUGUAUGGGUUCUGUUCAAUGAUGCUUUCCUUCUUUUGA
This is a messenger RNA of Lycium ferocissimum, 1278 nucleotides long. RefSeq lists its product as uncharacterized. The transcript is spliced from 8 exons. NCBI's taxonomy places the organism in Eukaryota, Viridiplantae, Streptophyta, Magnoliopsida, Solanales, Solanaceae. Bases 378 to 965 code for a protein of 195 amino acids. The record is from RefSeq and is a predicted model, not a curated record.